GACCUUCCCAGGGCUGUCCCCAGGUCCUCAGUAGCCCAGGUGAGCUGUCUACUGCUGUCUCCACCUUCUCGGAUGCACCUGGACAUGGAGCCUGUGUCUCCCAGGCUGAGAGCCUUCCUUUCGGAGCCCAUGGGAGAAAAGGACGUCUGCUGGGUAGACGGCAUCAGCCAGGAGCUGGCCAUCAAUCUGGUCACCAAAGGCUUCAGCAAGGCCUACAUCCUGUUGGGACAGUUCCUCCUGAUGCACAAGAAUGAGGAGGAAUUCCGGAAGUGGCUCAUCUGCUGCUUCGGGGCCACCGAGUGUGAGGCGCAGAGGAGCGCCACCUGUCUGAAGGAGUGGUGCACCUGCUUCCUGUAGACACGCCCACCGCUCCCUGGCGAA
This is a messenger RNA of Octodon degus (degu), 381 nucleotides long. RefSeq names its product barrier to autointegration factor 2 (gene Banf2). The transcript is spliced from 3 exons. Gene Ontology annotation, molecular function: DNA binding. Bases 73 to 357 code for a protein of 94 amino acids. NCBI's taxonomy places the organism in Eukaryota, Metazoa, Chordata, Mammalia, Rodentia, Octodontidae. The record is from RefSeq and is a predicted model, not a curated record.